AUGGGCAAGGGAACCGGAAGCUUUGGUAAGAGGAGGAACAAGACACGCACUCUCUGUGUGAGGUGUGUCGCCGCAGCUUCCACCUCCAGAAGAGCCGCUGCUCAGCCUGUGCUUACCCGACCGCUCGCAAGUGGACUUACAAUUGGAGUGCCAUCCGCAGAAAGACCACUGGAACUGGACGCGGUAUGUACCUCCGCCACGUUCCUCGCAGAUUCAAGACCAACUUCAGAGAAGGUACUCAAGCUGCACGAAGGAAGAUAUCGGCUGCUCCUCUUUCUGGGGCAACCAAUGGAUUCACGAGUGUUGACGUCGGAAGAACUUGAGAAGAAGAAGAAGAAGAAAAGUUUUGUUGAGUUGUCGCUGGCUAGAGAAAAUGAAUUGAAAAGGCUUAAGGCGGCACAAAAACAGCAAUUGCGAAAAUCCAGGGACUUAAACAAGGGAAGUUGCAUUAUCUCAUUCAUGUUAACAAUGCUUUGCUCAUCAAAAUUACUGGAAAUUCAAAGUCAGAGAAUGCGAGGAGAGAAAUCGAGGAGAAUAACUUGCAGGGUUAUGUUGAUCGUAAAACACCUAUGGGUGAGAAGAAAAAACUCUGCCUCCUCGAUGGCAAUGUCGGCGUGCCCAUUUGGGACGAAGAAAAUAUCCCGAUCCUCUCCAGAAGGAAGAAAAAAAUAUAAGCUUCGUUCAUCCCAUCCAUCAUCUUCUAAUUUGUUUUUUGGGGUGAAAGUAAAAAUUACUCUGAGUACCGAAAAAGAAAAAGAAAAAGAAAGUCAACAUAUUUCAAAGUUAAAAGUGAGGGUGGAUGCUGUAAAGGGUCAGAAGCAUGAAACUGAAGAAGUUUUUGAACGUUGAUGAUGAUAGUGUCGAGGAUCACAAUAACAACAAUAUGAAGAUUCAUAGGCAGAGCUAGACGUGGCCAGGUGCCGGGUCCGGGCCCGGCCCGGCCCGGCCCGCCGGGUCCACGGUCCACAUGGACGAGGCCCGGACCCGGACCGAAAUAAGUGACGGUCCGGGACCGGUUCGGGCCCGGACCCGCCGGUUCGUCGACCCGCAGGUUCGUGAUUGAUCGGCGGUUCCGCCGGUAUAGUGUUAUUUCGU
Striga asiatica is the source of this 1095-nucleotide messenger RNA. Lineage: Eukaryota; Viridiplantae; Streptophyta; Magnoliopsida; Lamiales; Orobanchaceae. The record is from the annotation of a GenBank genome assembly.